Messenger RNA from Gadus chalcogrammus (walleye pollock), 480 nucleotides. It is a transcript of the gene cplx4a, whose product is annotated as complexin 4a. The transcript has 3 exons. Gene Ontology annotation, cellular component: terminal bouton; SNARE complex. Gene Ontology annotation, molecular function: syntaxin binding. NCBI's taxonomy places the organism in Eukaryota, Metazoa, Chordata, Actinopteri, Gadiformes, Gadidae. The record is from RefSeq and is a predicted model, not a curated record. Bases 1 to 480 code for a protein of 159 amino acids. Gene Ontology annotation, biological process: neurotransmitter transport; synaptic vesicle exocytosis; regulation of neurotransmitter secretion.
AUGGCGUUCCUGAUCAAGAGCAUGAUCGGCAACCCGUUGUCGGGGAUCGGGCUGGGCGGCGGAGGGGACAAGGAGGAGGAGGCCGCGCCCACCGACCCGGCCAAGGCGGCGGGCAUGACCCGCGAGGAGUAUGAGGAGUACCAGAAACAGGUGGUGGAGGAGAAGAUGGAGAGAGAUGCAGACUUCCUGCAUAAGAAGGCAGAGAGAGCCACACUGAGGGUUUGUCUACGAGAUAAAUACAGACUUCCAAAGAGCGAGCAGGACGACAACAUGAUCGAGAUGGCGGGCGAUGACGUGGACGUGCCCGAGGAGCUGCUCAAGAUGGUGGACGAGGACGCCACGGAAGAGGAGGUGAAGGACUCCUUCCUGGGCCAGAUGCAGAACCUCCAGAACAUGGACAUGGACCAGCUGAAGGAGAAGGCCUCCACCACCGUCACCGAGCUCAAGACCAAGGCGGAGGAGAAGUGCUCUGUGAUGUGA